AUGAAAGCAUUCCAUCCUCCAGACUUUAAGAGGAAAUUUGGUCCAUUUCAUUGGCCAGAACAGGUCUCCGCAGCUCUUCCUGCUCCUCAGCCAUCAACACCAAGCCCUGCAGUGAGCCGAACCCCCUCACUGCCUCCUGCACCUGUUACUGCCAGCCACAGCACAGCAUCUGCUCCUGUUCCUUCUGUUUUUUCCAGCCUAGUGCCACUGCCAGGGUCUUCUGCCACCCCCACCCCAGCCCCACAAGUCACAUCUGCACCUCGGGCUACUCUUACUUCCAGUGAAACUUUUACUUCCACGUCUGCUCCCUUCACUAGCCUCUCCUUUUCAGCCAACUCCACUGCCACUUCUACCAGCAAUCCCAACUCUUCAUUGUCAUCAGUGUUUGCAGGUCUCCCUUUGCCUUUAACACCAACAUCCCAAGGUGUAUCCAACCCAACUCCCACCAUUGCUGGCGGUUCCGCUCCCAGUGGUACUGGUCCGCUUGGUGUAAACAGUCCUCUCCUGUCUGCUUUAAAAGGCUUUUUGACAUCAAAUGACUCCAGCUUAAUGAACCCCUCUGCUUUAUCCUCUACCGUGACAAGUGGGCUGGUUUCAAUGUCUUCUCGUACUAAUGCCAGCUCUGGUGCUGCUGCCUCAGCCCCUAACAAGUGCUAUGCCCCCUCCGCCAUGCCUGCUCCCCAGAGGUCUUCCAUUCAAGGGUUGGCCAUGUUCCCAAGCCUGUCGUCUCCUGCAGCUAGCUCCACUUCCGCUGCCCCUACUUUGCCUGUCCAUUCUCUAUUGGCUACUCCUGCAUCUUCAGCAUCUGUCCCAGUGAACUGCGGUUCCUCUGCCACCCUUUUACAUGGUCCCCACUUAGGUCCCUCAGAACUACACCUUCCAUCCACACCUGCUGUCACCACAAUCCCAGUUAUGAUCAAAACUGAGCCCACGAGUCCUACUCCCUCGGCCUUCAAAGGCCCGUCUCAUCCCAUGAACCCCACUCAUGGCACUUUAGGUUUGUCAGGGACCUUGGGCCGUGCGUACCCUUCGACAUCAGUGCCCAUCAGUCUGUCCUCUUGCCUUAACCUCACAUUAUCAGGGCUCUCCACUUUGAGUGCUCCUUUAAAUGGUUCCAACCCCCUCUCCUCCAUUUCUCUCCCACCACACGGUUCCUCUGCUCCUAUUGCUCCAGUGUUUACUGCUCUUCUACCAUUCACUUCUUUAACCAAUAAUUUUCCUUUAACUGGUAACCCAUCUCUUACCCCAUCAGCGUCUCUUCCUGGGUCACUAAUAGGUGCCUCAUCAGCCCCUGCCUCCUCCGCCUCUGCCCCUCAUCCCUGCUCUACAGCAGCUGUGCUCUCGGGGCUUUCUGUUGCAGCACCAGCAUCGGCAGCUGCUUUCCCCCUCAACUUGUCCACUGCUGUCCCCUCACUCUUUUCAGUCACCCAAGGGCCUCUGUCAUCUUCAAACCCCUCCUACCAUGGUUUUUCUGUCUCUAGUGCCCCAAGUGUCACCCCAGCCCUCCCUUCGUUCCCUGGGCUGCAGGCACCCUCCACGGUUGCAGCUGUCACCCCAUUACCUGUUGCUUCCACUGCGCCAUCCCCAUCCCCUGUCCUCCCAGGAUUCGCUUCCGUGUUCAGUUCCAAUUUCAACUCUGCGCUCAUUGCACAAGCUGGUUUAUCGUCUGGACUUCAAGCUGCAGGCAGUUCUGUUUUCCCAGGCCUUCUGUCCCUCCCAGGAAUCACUGGGUUAUCCCAGAAUCCUUCACAGUCAUCCUUGCAAGAGUUACAGCACAAUGCUGCAGCACAGUCAGCAUUGCUACAGCAGGUGCACUCUGCCGCGGCCCUAGAGACCUAUCCCACUCAGCCCGAGGGCUUCCCGAAUUACCCGUCCACACCCGGAACACCGUUUUCUUUACAAACAGGCCUGUCCCAAAGUGGGUGGCAGUGAAUAUGUUUUUAUUUUUUUUUCCUACUUCGAUUCAGCAUCACAAUUGCCCCACAACUGCAGUGAAGAAUCUGAGAAAUGUGAAAUUGGCCAUAAGUUAGAAAAUGACAAGGAUGCCAGUCCUGGCGAAAUUAGGACAAGAGUUUUCAAAUCCCAAAUGCAUUUUUAAAAAUGGCUUUAAGUAAGAACAUCUCCAUAUGUAAAUACGCUGACAAUGAUUCAACUGUAAACAGAGUAAUACUUCAGAAGCAUUUGGGGACUAUACACCUCCCUUUAGGAAAUUUUUGAUUGUAUACGUGAUCUACAUAGAAAGACCAUUAAUGAGAAGAAUGAACUCUAAGCUGAAUUCAGCCUUAAAUCUGCUUGUAUAGCAGCUGCUGACAGAAGUAAUA
This is a messenger RNA of Ochotona princeps (American pika), 2321 nucleotides long. RefSeq names its product proline and serine-rich protein 1-like. The record is from RefSeq and is a predicted model, not a curated record. Bases 1 to 1932 code for a protein of 643 amino acids. NCBI's taxonomy places the organism in Eukaryota, Metazoa, Chordata, Mammalia, Lagomorpha, Ochotonidae. The transcript is spliced from 2 exons.